AUGGACUUUCCAAAGGGGUUGGAUCCACAAGUUUCCAAACAGCACCUACUAUAUCACUCAUAUUCGCCGGUGGUUUCACUACAAUCAACUCAUAAUGCCGAUUUAUUCUUUCAAUCAGUACUAAAUCGCAAUGAUUCAAUAUCUACUUUGCAAAUAUUCAAACCCUUUGGCAACAAUAUCAAAUAUGCAAUACCUAAUCAACAGUUUAAAAUUACCAACACGCUGCUAAUUACAAAGAGUUAUGAUUUUUUCCCAAUAAGGUUUGAGUCUACAUUGCCUGAGAUACUCUCGGUGACCAAUGCCCAGCAGAGAAGGAGCCAUGAUGGUGUGAGUGUAUCCAGUAGAGAACUGAACUCAUCGAUGAGUGGGUCAGGGGGAGGGUCUAUGGGAAAUGCCAUAGCAAUGGAAACUCCGCAAUUGGAACAAAGAUUUAGAAUCUCUUCGCUAGAACUGUACUUGCGUCAUGCCGCUAAAGAGAAUACCCCCGAUUCAGAGUUGUAUCUAACUUUUCUUGACAAGAUCAUUACUUCAAAUAGACCAACUCCAUUUGAGACCUUCAAUCAUCCAGUGGCCCAGAUUUUUGUUAUCGAUUAUGAGAAUGAUACGAUAGACAAUCUACGUAAAUUGAUGGUUGAGUUUAGAAACUACAAUUUCCCAAAAUAUUUUCAAAUUGAUGAUUUAUUGAUGCAUGUGUUUGUUGUAUUCGAUUCAACAAAGUACAAUGCUAGUGAAUUAUCAGGGUUCCAGCAGAACAUCAGACUGAAGUUGAAUAUUGAAUCGACUUUACUUGCCAUAAGAUCUGAUGUAGCAGAUGAACCUGUAUCAUUGUCCUUGCUUGAAAAUUGUACAAUUGAAGAAGAUUUGCAGCGUCUUUCCCUAAAUGAAGAAACUAAAACUUUUGACAUGCCCCUGUCCAUCGAUACAUCAAUAAAGUUUGGUGUAAAUACCUUCAUCAACAAAUGUCUCAUUCCACAUAUGCAGAAUAAAUUACGACUUUGGGAUGAUCAAGUAUUGCAACCAAAGAAAUCAAUUACAGGAAGAUUUUUCUCAGCAUCUCGAAAACUCUUCAACAAUAGCGAUUCAAACUUGCUUUCAUCGACUUCGACCUCAACUUCAACUUCAACUUCAACUUCGUCACAUUCAUCAUUCAACCAUCGUGAAAAUCAAUACUACAAAUCUUCCCCCGAGCAGAUGACAAGAAAACUUGCUGAUUGGUCACUAAUGCUAAAAGAUUUCAAGUAUGCAUAUUCAACGUAUGACAUUGUGCGAAAAGACUACAGUAGUGAACGAGCAUGGCUUUAUGGUGCUUCAACGCAAGAAAUGUGCAUAGUGUCUCUUUUAUUACAACAUACUACAAACUCCACCACCCCACCAGAUAGAAAUACAUUGCGUCGGAUCAAACACGAUAUCAUUGAGCCGUACAUGGAUAAUUUAUCAUACACAUUCAAAUCGAGAUUCAAUUUAAAGACCUACAGUCUUGCAAGCUUUAUAAUUGUCGUUGAGUUACUUUUGCUCAUGUGUCAAACUUAUCAACAGUCAAUAUGGUGGUUUGAUUUGAUUGAGAAAUACUUGCACAAAUCAGUCGACGAGUUUGAUAGUUCAAUGCCAAACCUGUCGUAUUCAGCAAUAAAGGGUCUUUUAUUUGAAAGAUUGGGGUAUAAUAAUGGCCGUUAUUUCGUCACUUCGGGAAAAUACAUUACUGACCUGGCGACUGAACCAGAGCCAGUUGAAGAAGGAAUGCAUCGAAAUAAAUUUAAACUUGAAUCAACAAGGUCGUCAAUGGGGUUAACCAAAUUUAGAAAAUCGGCAUUGUGGUACUUAUUGUCGAUGAAUGAGUGGCAUAAUGCUGGAUUAAAACUCCAGAUAGAUCGACUUUUGCCAAAUGUGAUGCAUGUCUAUGAGAUGAAUGUUGAAGGACGGAGUAACGAUGAUGAUGAUGAGAAUGAUGAAACAUUGUGGUUUAAUAGAAAAGAUUACUUAUUAAGUAGAAUUAGAGACAUAUAG
Molecule: messenger RNA, 2004 nt
Organism: Lodderomyces margitis
Lineage: Eukaryota; Fungi; Ascomycota; Pichiomycetes; Serinales; Debaryomycetaceae
Gene: GSG1
Product: Gsg1p
Exons: 1
Coding region: 1-2004 (667 amino acids)
Biological process (GO): protein localization to phagophore assembly site; endoplasmic reticulum to Golgi vesicle-mediated transport
Cellular component (GO): cytoplasmic vesicle; phagophore assembly site; TRAPPIII protein complex
Source: RefSeq, a predicted model, not a curated record